GUUGCUCGGUCUGUCAAACAAACCUCGCUUCACUCCAGGACGCUGUGAUUGCCCAAACGUUUUUGGUUGCUCAAACGUUUUGGAUGUGAAUAAAGAGGUUUCUGCGGCGGAGUGUUUGAAGCGCGAGGCUCAAAGGCACCUCUGAGAUAUACUUCCCAAAAAACGCUUAUGGAGAAGCAAGAAGAGACGUUCUGGUUUUGACGAGCGGUCCCUAACUGAUGGUGUCCCGUCUCUGGGAUCUGGGCUCUCGUGAUGGAGCGGGUGACGGGUCUCCGCUGGUAUGCCGCCCUGCGCUCGUGUUUUCCCAUACUCACCUGGCUGCCCAGGUAUAACCUGACCUGGCUGAAGAUGGACCUGAUCGCGGGUCUGACGGUGGGUUUGACCGCGGUUCCUCAGGCUCUGGCCUAUGCGGAGGUGGCCGGUUUACCUGUGCAGUACGGCCUGUAUUCUGCGUUCAUGGGCGGAUUCAUCUACUGUGUUUUCGGGACAUCUAAAGACAUCACGCUGGGGCCGACCGCCAUCAUGUCUCUGCUGUGUUCGGGUUAUAUCGGCGGGGAUCCCGUGUUUGCGGUGGCGCUCACGCUGCUGUGCGGCGUCGUCCAGGCCGGAAUGGCUCUGCUGAGACUGGGCUUCCUCUUGGACUUCAUCUCGUAUCCAGUGAUCAAAGGCUUCACCUGUGCUGCUGCUGUCACCAUCGGCUUUGGUCAGGUCAAGAAUAUUCUGGGUCUGAAGGAGAUCCCGCAGCAGUUCUUCUUACAGGUUUACUAUACCUUCCACAAGAUCCCCGAGGCCAGAGCUGGAGAUGUGAUUCUGGGUCUGUGCUGUCUGUUCUUCCUGCUCAUGUUGACGCUGAUGAAGAGUUCUCUGGGUUCGUCUGAAGAAGAGGCUCCUCUCCUCGUCCGCUCUGCCCGCGGGCUGCUGUGGAGUUUAGCUACUAUCCGGAACGCUCUGGUCGUCAUAGCAGCGACGGCUGUUGCGUAUUCCGCUGAGGUCACCGGACACCAUUUCUUCAGUCUCACCGGGAAAACGGCCAAAGGACUGCCUCCAUUCGAAGCCCCGCCCCUCUCAGAGGCUUUAGCCAAUGGCACGGUGAUUACUUUCAGCGACAUUGCAAAGGAUUUAGGCGGCGGUCUGGCGGUCAUUCCUUUAAUGGGCGUCUUAGAGAGCAUCGCUAUAGCGAAGGCAUUCGCCAGCAAGAAUAACUACCGAAUCGACGCUAACCAAGAGCUCUUCGCCAUCGGUUUCACGAACAUCCUGGGCUCGUUCGUGUCGGCGUAUCCCGUCACGGGCAGCUUCGGAAGAACGGCCGUGAACUCUCAAACCGGAGUGUGUUCACCCGCCGGAGGGAUCGUCACAGGCGUGAUAGUGCUGCUGUCGCUGGCCUUCCUCAUGCCGCUCUUCUUCUACAUCCCCAAAGCGUCGCUCGCUGCCGUCAUCAUCUGCGCCGUGGGUCCCAUGGUAGACUUCAGGGUGCCGGUCCAGCUCUGGAGAGUCAAGAGGCUCGACCUGCUGCCGUUUUUGGUGACGUUCGGGGUCAGUUUCUGGGAGGUGCAGUACGGCAUCGUGGGAGGUGUGCUUGUUUCUGGAUUCAUGCUGUUGUAUGUCGUGGCCAGACCCAAAGUCAAAGUGUCUGAUCAUGGUGUGCUGCUUCUGGAGCCGGACAGUGGCCUGAACUUCCCCGCAACGGAGCAUCUCAGCAGACUUGUGUACAAACACGCUCUUCAUGCGUCUCCUCCGCGGGGUCUGGUUCUGGACUGUUCUCACGUCUGCUCUGUAGACUACACCGUGGUCCACGAGCUCACCGAACUGCUCAAACAGGUCGAGCACCGAGGAGCGUCCAUGAUCUUCGCUGGACUCAAGCCGUCUGUCCUGAAGGUGCUGUUAACGGCUGAUCUUCCUGGUUUCCGACACACAGACGGAGUGGAUGAGGCUCUGCAACUUCUGACCAGCAUCAAUCACUACGAACAACAAUACUGACAGCCAAUCACAGGCAAGGACCGAUCACAUCAGCUCCCGAAUACCUCAAACCCUCUGAUGAUUGGUCGCCCGAAAUAUUCGGCGCACACCUUUGACCAAUCAGCUCUCAGGAAGACGGACUUUGACGAAAACCGAUGGGGAACAAAGUUACAUAAAGUUUGCGUACAUGACGACCAAAUGAUGCUUUUGCACUUAAAACUAUUUUUAGGUAGUUUGUUUGGUAUUUUUUUCCUUUUGUAAUUUUAUGAACAUGCACUUAUUAACACUAAAGACUCAAGUAAGCAUUUUUAGAAAGCACUAUAAAUCAGACUGGUCUCUCAAAACAUAAGAUCUAUUUCUUUAAUCAAGAUAACUCUCUUCUUCUCUGUAGUGUAUUGCAGUACUUUUACACGUCCGCUAUGUUUACAUUUGCCAUUUGUUGAUGAAACUGAAUCUACAUGAGGACUCUUUUGGACUGACAAAAAUUAAACCACAUAAAUAAUGUCUCUUUUGAUAUUAAACUGAUAUGAUCUACAA
Puntigrus tetrazona (Sumatra barb) is the source of this 2493-nucleotide messenger RNA. It is a transcript of the gene slc26a11, whose product is annotated as solute carrier family 26 member 11. The record is from RefSeq and is a predicted model, not a curated record. NCBI's taxonomy places the organism in Eukaryota, Metazoa, Chordata, Actinopteri, Cypriniformes, Cyprinidae. Gene Ontology annotation, biological process: transmembrane transport. The transcript has 16 exons. Gene Ontology annotation, molecular function: secondary active sulfate transmembrane transporter activity. Gene Ontology annotation, cellular component: membrane. Bases 253 to 1977 code for a protein of 574 amino acids.